AUGUUUGGAAAAAGCUUUCCGUUCUAUAAUUCUGUCGCCGGAUUUCAUCCACAGAGCACAGAUUCAAGAAAGCCGCCGGGGACGGGUUACACCAGUAAAGUACGGGUGCGUGACAGAUAUCACAUUGUCGGUUUCAUCAGCAGCGGCACUUAUGGUCGCGUCUACAAAGCGAUCGGCAAAAAUGGCCAAAAGGGGGAGUUCGCCAUCAAGAAAUUCAAGCCGGACAAGGAAGGCGAGGUAGUGCAGUAUACUGGUCUUUCGCAGUCCGCAAUUCGAGAGAUGGCCUUGUGCUCCGAGCUUGACCAUGCCAACGUGGUGCAGUUGGCAGAAAUCAUCUUAGAAGACAAGUGUAUCUUUAUGGUGUUUGAGUACACGGAGCACGAUCUGCUUCAGAUCAUUCACCACCACACACAACCGCAGAGACAUGCAAUCCCCGCGGCGAUGGUCAAGUCCAUCCUCUUCCAGCUACUGAACGGUCUGCUCUACCUUCAUACUAACUGGGUCCUGCAUCGCGACCUCAAACCCGCAAACAUACUGGUCACAUCCAGCGGGGCCAUCCGCAUCGGCGAUCUUGGCCUCGCUCGUCUCUUCUACAAGCCCCUCAACUCCCUCUUCUCGGGAGACAAAGUGGUCGUCACUAUCUGGUACCGUGCCCCGGAGCUCCUGAUGGGAAGCCGACACUACACACCGGCGGUCGACCUGUGGGCCGUGGGGUGCAUUUUUGCAGAACUACUCUCUUUGCGGCCCAUUUUCAAAGGCGAAGAAGCCAAGAUGGACAGCAAAAAGACGGUCCCCUUCCAGCGUAACCAGAUGAUGAAAAUCAUGGAGAUCAUGGGCCUCCCAACAAAAGAGACCUGGCCGGGCAUCGUCUCGAUGCCGGAAUACGCCCAACUGCAAUCAUUGAGCAUGUCGCGGCCCCCUGGCCACUUCAGCCGCACCUCCAAUCUCGAGGGCUGGUAUCAAAGCUGUCUGAAGAACAAUGGAUACUCUGCCAAUUCGAGCGCGGGCACUCCCGGGGCGGAUGGAUAUGAUCUGUUGGCACGGCUGCUCGAGUACGACCCCACAAAGCGGAUCACGGCCCAGGAAGCUUUGGAACAUCCGUACUUUCGAAAUGGCGGUGCCAUCUCGGCCAACUGUUUCGAAGGGUUCGAGGGCAAGUACCCCCAUCGCCGAGUGACGCAGGAUGACAACGACAUCCGGUCUGGUAGCCUCCCCGGCACCAAGCGCAGUGGGCUGCCCGAUGAUAGUUUGAUGGGGAGAGCGGCCAAACGCUUGAAGGAGUGA
Messenger RNA from Aspergillus saccharolyticus JOP 1030-1, 1284 nucleotides. RefSeq names its product cyclin-dependent serine/threonine protein kinase SSN3 (gene ssn3). Gene Ontology annotation, molecular function: cyclin-dependent protein serine/threonine kinase activity; RNA polymerase II CTD heptapeptide repeat kinase activity; ATP binding. NCBI's taxonomy places the organism in Eukaryota, Fungi, Ascomycota, Eurotiomycetes, Eurotiales, Aspergillaceae. Bases 1 to 1284 code for a protein of 427 amino acids. Gene Ontology annotation, cellular component: mediator complex; nucleus. Gene Ontology annotation, biological process: protein phosphorylation. The transcript is spliced from 3 exons. The record is from RefSeq and is a predicted model, not a curated record.